AUGGGUGGAACUGUGAGAGGAGGAGAAGAGAAGAAAGGAUCAGAUUUGACUCAUCAAAGAGAAAGACCAGACUCAGAGGAACCAGAGCCAGGGACGUCCAAACCAACAAGACGACACUUGUGUUCCCACUGUGGAAAGGGUUGUAACCUCUUGUGGGAGCUGAAACAACAUGAGAGAAUACACACAGGGGAGAAGCCUUUCCACUGCUCCCAGUGUGGAAAAAGUUUUGGCCAUAAAGGAACCCUUAACAAACACGAGAGAAUACACACAGGGGAGAAGCCUCACCACUGCUUCCAGUGUGGAAAGUGUUUUAACCUGUUAGGGUCUCUGAAACGACAUGAGAGAUUACACACAGGGCAGAAGCCUUACCACUGUUCCCAAUGUGGAAAGGGUUGUAACCUCCUAUGGGAGCUGAAACAACAUGAGAGAACACACACAGGGGAGAAGCCUUACCACUGCUCGCAGUGUGGAAAGAGUUUUAACCAGAAAGGACACAUGAAAGCCCAUGAGAGAAUACACACAGGGGAGAAACCUUACCACUGCUCCCAGUGUGGAAAGAGUUUUAGCCGGUUAAGGAACCUGAAAGUUCAUGAGAUAAUACACACAGGGGAGAAGCCUUACCAGUGCUCCCAGUGUGGCAAGUGUUUUAACCAGUUAGGAGCCAUGAAACAACACGAGAGAAUACACACAGGGGAGAAGCCUUACCACUGCUCCCAGUGUGGAAAGCGUUUCAACUGGUCAGGGGAUCUGAAAAAACAUGAGAGAUUACACACAGGGGAGAAGCUUUACCACUGUUCCCAAUGUGGAAAGGGUUGUAACUUAUUAUGGGAUCUGAAACAACAUGAGAGAACACACACAGGGGAGAAGCCUUACCACUGCUCACAGUGUGGAAAGAGUUUUAAACUGAAAGGACACCUGAAAGCUCACCAGAAAAUUCACACAGGGGAGAAGCCUUACCACUGCUCCCUGUGUGGAAAGUGUUUCAGCCGGUCAGGUGAUCUGAAGAAACAUGAGAGAAUACACACAGGGGAGAAGCCUAACCACUCCUCACAGGGUGCAAAGCUUUUGCCCAUUGAGAAAGCAUGAAAGAACACAUGAGACUGCACACAGAGGAGAAGGCUUACAAAAGCUCAGACUGUGGGAAAACAUAUUACUCAUAACAUAUUACACUUAAAUGUCAUUAGAGAAUCCACACAGGAGAGAGAAAUUACUUCUCUUAGCGUGUAUAUUGAUAUUUCACAUCACAUUGACUUAACAUUCAUCAGAGAACAUACACAGUGCUCCCAUUGUCUUAUAUUGUUGACUGAUAAUGUGUUGACCUGCUUUUAC
Molecule: messenger RNA, 1329 nt
Organism: Oncorhynchus mykiss (rainbow trout)
Lineage: Eukaryota; Metazoa; Chordata; Actinopteri; Salmoniformes; Salmonidae
Source: RefSeq, a predicted model, not a curated record